UAAAGGGCCAAGCUCUCAUGAAUAAGUAGCCCUUCAGAGAAAUUCUCCUCGGUGGAGAGUCAAAGAAGCAGGCUGUAGAUACAACAGAAAACGUAGGGCGUAGUUGGAGACUCACUCCGCAGUCCAGAAUCCUAUGAUAGUUCAUGACAGAGAAAGUGAUUGAAUCCCAGGGAAUUCUGUGUGAGGUGUCUGUGUGAGGUGUCAGCUGAAGGACAAGAAGACCGCGUGAGUGUGUGAGGACGUCAGGGAGCCAUGUGGUGUGGGAAGCGACGUUGGUCGUCCACGGAGGUGCUGCUGAGUGUCCUGUGUCUGACCCUGCUGGCAGUGUGUGUCAGUCUCAUCAUCAUCACCUGGCUCGCCAUGCAGACUGACCUGGACCAGUGUGGUCUUGGUGGGACUGAGUCUGUGUACAGUGGGAGGCUGGUCAUUAUGAGGGGGGCUGUGUUUACUGAGAAGCUGAGAAACAGGAGCAGUCUGCAGUUCAAGUCCCUGGCCUUCGACACAGAGCAUCUGAUAUCUGACGCUUACGGCCGUGGCUCCCUCAAUAAUGACUUCAAGGCCUGUGAAGUUUUAGAAUUCAGCAAUGGCAGUGUGGUGGUGAACUUUGACCUGCAGUUUCGUCAGAGUGUGGAGGUGAAGGAGGCAGAGCAGCAGCUGGUGGCUGGGCUUCAGAGCACUGGGGGCCUGGUGGUUAACCAAAAUAGCAUCCAGGUCAGAGUGAAAGAGGACCUAACUACAUACCAGCCCACCUCUUCACCUCAUCUUUCCACUACAUCUUCUUCUGGGAAAUGCCCACCUUAUCAUAUGGCCUGUGGGGACGGCACUACAUGUGUGGCCGCCAUGCAGUUUUGUGAUGGAGUAGACAAUUGUCCUGAUGGCUCAGAUGAAAACCAUACUCUCUGUGCAACAAAGUGCGAUGGCCAAUUCCUUCUUCUUGGUCCUACGGGUUCCUUCCAUUCUGAAAACUUCCCUCUCCCCUACAACAACGGCAUGAUUUGCCGCUGGGUCAUACGAGUUCAGAAAGGACUGGCCAUAAAGAUGAAUUUCCACUCAUUCGACACAGAAGAAGAGAUUGAUACUCUCAGUCUGUAUGAGGGCACAGGACAGGGGAAAAAUCUGACAUACCUGCUGUCAGGCCGUUCCCCAGGCACUGUGUGGCUGCUGUCUGACAAGACCACUGUUGAGUUCUCUUCUGACGAUUACAACAAUUUCCAAGGAUUUAACGCCACCUACUCAGCAGAAGACAUCAGCAACCUCUCUAAUGAGGAGAGGCUGAGCUGCUCCUUUGAGGAGGGCCUGUGUUUCUGGAGGCAGGAGCCUGAGGAUGAAGGGGACUGGAUACGCACCAAUACCCCAACAUUCCCCCCUUUCACAGGCCCAAACCUUGACCAUACAUUUGGUAACCAAUCAGGCUACUACAUUGUCACACCGGGAAGCCCUGGCCAGUGGGAGAAGAACUUCAAGAUCCGCAGCCUCCGAUUAGCUCAUUCAAAAGAACCAAUGUGUCUGAAGUUCUGGUACCACAUGUAUGGAGAGAAUGUGCAUCGGCUGAGGGUGUUGGUAGAGAGACGGUCAACUUCUUUGGUCAGAGAAGCUUCAGUCAUUGUGGUCUUCCAGAAGGAGGGGAACUAUGGAGAUAACUGGAACUUUGGCCAGGUCACCCUGAACAGCACAGCUGAUGCAACGGUGGUUUUUGAGGCUCAGAAGAAGGGGGGUAUGAAGAAUGACAUCGCCCUGGAUGACAUUAGUCUGACAAAUGGUCCCUGUGGGGCGGACCCACCAGACCCAACAGUGGUUCCCACACCUACAACACCACCUCCAAUACCUCCUGACUGUGGGGGACCUUUUGACCUCUGGGAACCCAACUCUACAUUCAGCUCCCCCAACUACCCACACUCCUAUGGCAACAAGGCUUCUUGUUUGUGGACUCUUCAUGCCAGGGAAGGAUGGAACAUCCUGCUUCACUUCCUGGAUUUUGACGUUGAGUCGACCUAUGAUAUGGUGGAGGUGCGGGAUGGGGCGGGGCCACAGUCUGAACUGCUUGGUGUCUUCACUGGUACUGAUGCUACCUUUCCAGAUGUGAUCUCCACAGCCAAUCAGAUCACAGUGAUAUUCUUUACGGACAGUACAGGGUACGGCAGAGGGUUCCGUGCCAACUUCACAUCUGGAUUAGCACUGGGCAUGCCAAAGCCUUGUGUCACUGGGCAAUAUCGGUGUCAGUCUGGAGAAUGUAUCUCCAAUGUCAGUGUGUGUAACGGCCAACCAGACUGCGCUGACUCCUCAGACGAAGCUGUGUGUGUGCAUCAGGUAUCAGUAGACAGUACGGGUGUCAGACAUCUGCAGCUCCAGGUCCAGACCACCCGGUACACAACUUGUGGUCAACACUGGAACUCUCAGCUCUCCCACUUCAUGUGUCGUUACCUGGGCUACAGAUCAGGAAGUGCCCUCCUCAUACCAUCCACAGAGAAAGACUCUCCCUUCACCACCGUGAGUGUGGCAGCCAACGGUACCCUGGACCUGACCCCCAGUGAAAAAUGUACGGGUGAAAAGGUUAUAUCUUUGGAAUGUGACAACCAACCGUGUGGCGUCCGUAUGGUCUCCCAGAAGAUGGAUCGAAGUGGGUCCACUGAACGAAGGAGGGAUGAGAAAGGAGAGGAGGAGUCGGAGGAGAGUGGAACUGUCAGAGUGGUGGGAGGGACAGACUCUCGUAAGGGGGCGUGGCCAUGGAUGGUGUCGCUGUACUUUAGGGGCCGCCAUGUGUGUGGAGCUACUCUGAUUGACAACGAGUGGUUGGUCACCGCUGCACACUGCGUUUAUGGGAAAAAUAUUCACCUUUCCAACUGGGAGGCAGUUUUGGGCCUUCACUCCCAGGACGGUGUAGAUGUCCUCCCAUCACAGACCCGAAAGGUUGACCACAUCAUCAUGAACAAACACUACAACAGAAGGACCAAGGAUGCUGACAUCGCAAUGAUGCACCUUCAAACAAACGUCAACUUCACAGAUAACAUUCAACCCAUCUGUCUGCCAGGAAGUGGCCACCAGUUUGAGGCUGGGAUGAAGUGUUUCAUUACAGGCUGGGGAGCAGAAGUAGAGCAAGGCACAUCAGCUAAUGUGCUGCAGCAGGCAGUGCUGCCCCUGGUGAGCCGCUCUGAGUGUCAGAAGCUGCUACCUGAGUACAACAUUACAGCAAGGAUGGUGUGUGCCGGCUACUCUGAGGGGGGAGUGGACUCCUGCCAGGGGGACUCUGGAGGUCCUCUCAUGUGUGAGGAGGAUGGCCACUGGGUGCAGGUUGGCGUGAUUUCUUUUGGUGUGGGGUGUGGCCGCCCCCAGCGCCCUGGUGUGUACGCCCUGGUCUCCCAGUUCACUGACUGGGUCGUCCAGACCAGACGGCUCUCCUGACACUGGGGACACUGGGAUUACAGGCUCCAGGGAAACAGAAUAUUCAGUCCUGAAUUAGGAUCAUAUGCAGUCUUGGUUACUAAAUCAAUCAAUGCGUUUGAAUAAGUACAAUGGUGUAACACAGAUUUACAGGGAUAUUCAAAAUAUGUACAAAUAAUUGUUUGCAGUUCUAUGCUAUUUUAUACUUAGAAAAAUCAGCUGUUGUACCUACAACACAAAUGAGACUUCCCAUGGCUGGUCCUGAAGAAGAAAUUAAAUGUUGUGAAAUUAUGACACAAGAUGGCAGUAUCUUGCGUAUUAUGCUUUGGAGAUAUGUUUUUUUUCACACCACAAUGCCUUGUGAAUUACAGUGAUAUUGUAUGCAUUUGAUCUUAACACUAGAGACAAACCUUCUUACUGUCAAUAAAUGUUUACAUAUUUCCUA
Oncorhynchus masou masou (cherry salmon) is the source of this 3823-nucleotide messenger RNA. RefSeq names its product transmembrane serine protease 15 (gene tmprss15). Lineage: Eukaryota; Metazoa; Chordata; Actinopteri; Salmoniformes; Salmonidae. The record is from RefSeq and is a predicted model, not a curated record. Gene Ontology annotation, cellular component: membrane. Gene Ontology annotation, molecular function: protein binding; serine-type endopeptidase activity. The transcript is spliced from 25 exons. Gene Ontology annotation, biological process: acrosome reaction; proteolysis. The coding region runs from base 253 to 3399 and encodes 1048 amino acids.